This is a messenger RNA of Sitodiplosis mosellana (orange wheat blossom midge), 4262 nucleotides long. RefSeq lists its product as uncharacterized. Bases 766 to 2580 code for a protein of 604 amino acids. Lineage: Eukaryota; Metazoa; Arthropoda; Insecta; Diptera; Cecidomyiidae. The record is from RefSeq and is a predicted model, not a curated record. The transcript has 13 exons.
AGCCGGUGAUAAUCAAAGGUAACUGAAGAACGACGACACUUUGGGAUUUCAUCGAGCAGAAAAAAGAACACGGACAAAAACGGAACCAUUGCUGACAAAGUUGGAAGACGUGACAAACACUUGUUUCUUUUUUGAGCUCCAUCUUUCACUUCUGUCAUGUAAUUUUUUUUUUGGUGCGAAACUCACACUCUUGAGAUCAGUUGAUUUGAUCAUCAUUGUUUUUGUUGAUUAGAAUUGAAAUUGAUUCUUCUCGAAAACGUGAAUCUACGAAAUAAUUCAUUGGCCUGAAGAAGUGUUUUCUGCUCAUGAUCAUUUGAAAGUAGCAUUUCAAACGAAAAAAAAGUCCAACGGCGGGAAACGAAAAAAAAACAUUCCAAGAAAAAAACUAAGAACUUAAUCAGUGUGUGUACAUUAAAUGUGCUAGAAAAACAGGAGAAAGCGAUAGAAUUGGCGAAGAAAAGACAAUUUCACCAGCAAUUUUUGAUUUUGCUGAAUUGGGUUUGCACUGUUUGAUCGGAAGUUUUUGUGUGUGUUUUGUUAACGAUUUGAAAAGAUUCAGGAGAACUACUACUACUGGACAGUUGAAAUUCACAUUCCCAAUCAUAGAGAUACACGGGAAAAAAGACACUUGUUCUAGGUGAUUAGCAAACUGGGCGAAUUUUUCAAUUUACUUUCAUCUCACCCACCUACCAACCAGUCAACGAAAAAUAUUAGAGUAGUGAAUAUAUAUAUAGACGGACAAGUCAAAAUUGGUGACGAAGAAAGAUGUGGCCUAUUUGCGCAAAAAUGAUAUCGUGGAGUAACAUGAUGGCCACUGGAGUUUUGUUAAAUCUCUUCAUUUUAUCGCUGAUAUCAUCAUCGAAUCUAUUGGCUCAUGCACAGGAAGAAGAUUUAUUAGUGACAGAAUUCAGUAUAAUUGGUCAUACGGGCAGUAGCAGUGAUUCAACGCCUGGUGGCAUUUCGACGAGUGCGAGUGGUUUCGAAAGUAGAGCCAGCACAGGCAGUGGAAGCACCGAAGCUGGCAAUGACGGUGACAACAGCAGCAAUGUAAGUUUGAAUGACAGCAAUACCGGCAAUGGCAUCACCAGCGAUGGAUUGCCCAGUUUAGAAACAUCGCCAUCAACUCGCCAAUAUAUCGCUGUUACGCAAUCGUCAAUCAUUAAACGCAAGGGACCAUUGAAACCGGAAUCAGCCGACGUUGAGAAAACAAUUACAAUCGCCGAUAGCAAUCAAAAUCAUUCAACGGAAGCGCUCACUCAAGAUGGAAGUCAAAAAGAUCCGGUGGUUUAUCUAUCCGAAACGGCUGGCUAUAUUCCAGUUACAUCGUUGCGUAAUCGGCCUACUGGAAUCAAUGCGGGCUAUCAUAUCGAUGGCGAUAUCGAUGGAUGGCGUCAUGAAUCAUGGGACCGAGACUAUAACCAUCGAAAUCGAUUCAACAAUACUCGAGUACAACAUAUUGAAGCCGAGUGUCAAGAUGAUUACAUGAAGAUUCGUAUUGGAUUUAAUGGAUCAUUUACCGGUCUCUUAUACUCAGCUGGUUAUGCGUAUGAUCCAGACUGUAUGUACAUCAAUGGUUCAGGUCGAGAUUACUACGAAUUUUACAUUCAAUUAAAUCGUUGCGGAACAUUGGGAAAAAAUGCAAUUAGUGAAAAAUCACGCGAAAAUCCAACGAAUUUCAUGUGGAACACAAUCACCGUACAGUAUAAUCCAUUGAUUGAAGAGGAGUUUGAUGAACAUUUCAAAGUGACUUGUGAAUAUGGCUAUGAUUUCUGGAAAACCGUCACAUUUCCAUUCUUGGAUGUUGAAGUGGCAACGGGAAAUCCUGUUGUUUUCACAUUGAGCCCCCCGGAAUGCUAUAUGGAAAUUCGUAACGGUUAUGGCAUUGGUGGUACGCGUGUAACUGGACCCGUUCGUGUUGGCGAUCCGCUAACUUUGAUGAUUUACAUGCGCAGCAAAUACGACGGUUUCGAUAUUGUUGUAAACGAUUGUUAUGCACAUAAUGGAGCCAAUAAACGUAUCCAAUUAAUCGACGAAUUGGGUUGUCCCGUUGACGAUAAAUUGAUUUCACGCUUCCGCGGCUCAUGGUCCGAUACUGGUGUUUACGAAACUCAGGUGUACGCAUACAUGAAAACAUUCCGAUUUACUGGCUCGCCCGCGCUAUACAUUGAAUGUGAUGUUCGGAUGUGCCAUGGCAGAUGCCCGAGUCAACAGUGUCAUUGGCGGAACAUUAAAUCGGUGACCAAGCGUGAUGUAUCCAACGUAAAUAAAACAAUUGCAAAUGAAGUAGCCGAGAAUAGUAAAAAGGAAAAAAGCGUUUCCGACAAUAUUAGCUUGUUCCAAUCGCUUCGAGUGCUGCAAGAAGGCGAAGGUGAUGAAUUCAGUUCGGCCGUUCAAAGUGUUAAGGAGCCAAACGAAACCUGCUUAAAAACGACCGUGCUUUCGUCAUUUAUGUUCGCCACAUUCAUUCUAUUCGCCAUUUUAACUGUAUCACUGUGGAUGACAUGCACAAAAUUACGCUAUCGAAACAAAGACUCCGGCCUUUAUAACGCCUACAUUAACCACAAAGGACAAAUCGACUGAAUCAAUUCUGCUGGUGCUAAUUUGGCUAGCGUUGCAUGCGCAAACAAAUCCUCCCCCCACGUAACAUGACAUUCAAUAGAACCCCAUUUUUAUUUCUUAAAAUUAGGUUAACUAUUAAGCGUACAACCUUUUUUUUUAAAAUAAAUUAGUAGUAAAGCCAAUCAUACUUUUAGUAACAUUAGUUUUACAAUGAUUUACCGCGAGAAAAAAUAACACUUCAUUUUCUGAAGGAAUAUUAUGACAGCUAAACGAAUUGUGUGCAUUAAGUGUAGUUUAAAAAUGUAAACUUACCAGAAUCCAAUUAUAGCUACUAUUUGUCAUGAGAACAUUUCUUUCUCUCAGAAGAAUCAUUUGCACAAUUUGAUUUAUUUCUUUCUUUCAAGGUUUUAUGCUUUCUUCUGGCUCAAUAGAAUAGAUUUUAUAAGUAAUCGAUAGCUGGAAAUUUAUCACCUAGAAAAGUCAAUCGAUCACACAUUUUACAGCGAACUGCCAAUGUUCAAGUAUUUCUUUUCAAAAACAAAAUCGUAUCACCUUAAUUUUUUUAUUUUUAGUUGAUAUCAAGAAAUUCUAAUUUUUUUUAUAUGUGCAAAAUGCCCCUCAUCGAUCGCACAGUUAUUCUUUAAGUAGUUUAGCAUUUAAACAAUUUUAAUUGGAUCCAUUUUUUAUGUAGCAACAAACAUACAUUUCGACAACAAAGUAUCGGAGCUGCCUAGUAGAAAAAAAAUCGAUCCUGAAAAUUUGGUGGUGGCCAUCAAAAUUUUUUUUUUUAAAUUAAUUUUCCUUUGUAAUCUUGGCAUUUUAAAUACAGCUCAUCACAAAAAAAGCAACAUAUGAUAUUGGCAUUGAUUUUGAACGGUUCAUGUUCGGAAAAUUAAUCGAAACAAAUAUAUGCAUGGUAGAGAUAUUCAUUUUUAUAUCUAUUGUUAUUAAUUAAAUCAGCAUUAAUUGAUCUGAAAGAUGCUUGAAAAAGAAAAAAAAAACACUCCAACAAACGAUCUACAACCCGGGUACAAAUUUAUUGAACAACAUCUAACCGUUUCACACAAAUUAAAUUGAAGUUAUGCAUUAUCGCUUGAACAGGAACAUGGAAUCAACAAAUUUGAUAACUGUGCUGCAUGUACACAGUCGGCAGAAAAAUAUAACAAUUAGUUCCAUUUAGUUUUAAGUAAAAGAAGUAGGAAGAAAAAAUGAACAAGAAUUCAAGUAAGAAAGAUGAAAAAAAAAUCGAAAAACUUGAGAAAAAAAUACGAAGAACAUUGAAAUGUAAUUUACUAGUUUGAUUAUUAAGAGUAGAAUGUACGUAUGCAGCAGAAAUGCAGAAAAACCAAUGGGAUUCAUAAAAUCCCAUUGAAAAUAUGCUAGAGCGUAAGAGAUAAAAUGACAUUUAGUUUUUAUUGAUUGUAGCAUUUCUAUGUGGAAAUAAAUGAAUAGUGACGUGAUUUUUUUUUAGUAACAUCGAAAUUGGCACUUUCUUCUAUGACUGUCAACCAUUGUUCAGAAGAAAAAUGGUGAGAAAACUCAAACAGUUCAACUAGACAAACAGUAAAUUCAAGUUUAGGAAAUAUCUCAAUAAAGAGCAUAUUUCAUAUGUUCAAAGCAAUCGCGUCGCUUAUUCCGAAAACGGCAAUGUAUUUCAAAUGAUUUUAAUAAAAUAAUGAAUGAAAGCAUGGUUUCAUUUGAAA